This is a messenger RNA of Symbiodinium sp. CCMP2592, 1656 nucleotides long. Lineage: Eukaryota; Dinophyceae; Suessiales; Symbiodiniaceae. The record is from the annotation of a GenBank genome assembly.
AUGCCAGUCAAGCGAAUGCCGGCGAGACAUGACAGCAGCCUCCCAGAGGGUCCUCGCACAGUACAGGAGAUGUUGGACUGGCCAACGAGGGCAAUAGCUGCUAUGCGUGACAUUGGUCAAUUCGAGACCUGGUUGAGCAAUCUCCGUGGUGGGUUGAUCGUGGGGACUCAUUUCUCAGGUCUCUUGACUGCAGAACUGGCUUUGGAGCAGCUGGUACAUGCAACCGCAGACGUUCUUGAAAGAAAUGGCCAAACUUCGGAGUCGGAGCAGCUGCAUGGGAGACUUAUGAGUGCCUGGACUUGUGACAAACUUCCGGAGAGUCAAGACUUCGCAAUGUCAUGGCCGAAGUCGAGAUACUGGCACGAUGCUGGUGGGUGCUGCUUCGGCGACAUCUUCGACAGCUCCUCAGAUGAGAUGAUUGAGAAGUUCAACUUUGUUGAUCGUGCCAAGGAGGAGGGCCGGGGCCGACAUGCUGUGCAGGACACGCAGACGUACAUGUUUCGCCAUGUUCGUGAGAUCGUCGAGGAGUCAGCAUGCUUUCGGCACAGGAAGUGCUGCAAGUCGCAUGAGUACACCCCUCCGGAAGACUUCCACGACCCUGUGACCAUUGAGGUGGCAGGAACUCCAUGUGUUGGUUGGUCCAUCUUGGGAAAGCGUGAAGGUGUCCUUCAUGACAGUCACCUCGCCUUCCUGGCGUGGGCGGCAAAGACGAGACUUGCGUCGCCUAUGAUCAUCGUCCACGAGUGUACAGCUGCCUUCCCAGUGAGCCUCCUUGAAUACUGGUUCGACGACAUGUAUGAGUUGUACUCCAUGAUAUUGGAUCCCCUGUGGAUGGGUCACUCAACCCAGCGACCCAACCGUCGCUUCACAUGGCUCAUUCGCAAGGAUUGCCGAUUCACAGGCAGUGCGGAGGAGUUCAAUGAGAUGUUCGCAGCACGGACAACGAUGUUGGCAGAUGCAUUUUUCUGUGCACCCAGCGAUGUUCUUCAAGAAGGCCUGAACGUAAUUGCCCAGUCCCGUGGGUUCGCGCCUCAGGAAGUAUCGAGGGUCAAAGAUUGGUCGAUCUACUACCCUCCCGGCACUCGUGAGCGAAUGGAUGGCCACCUGAGGAUGUGGAUGAAGAAGCGAUCACCGGACAUGUUGGACUCACCGCGAAUCCGAGCUCGAAGGAAGGUUUCAGCUGAGGCAUUGAACAUGAAGUACAUCAAGCAUUACCCCAUCAUCGCGGACUUGGAUCAGAAUCCGGGCUAUGGGCCCACAGCGUCCUUGCAAUGCCCAACAUUGGUGAGCCAUGGCACCCUGCACAAUUUCUUCCGAAAGCGCUGCAUGGUUGGAGAAGAGCACCUGCUCAGCAUGGGUUUUCCUAUCUUCGACGAGGACUGCUUCUUGAAGUCUGUCGUGGGCAAUGUCAUGAGCAAGCGGAUGAUGAAGCAAAUGGCUGGCAACGCGAUGUACUUGCCGUUGAUUGGCAUCCAGCUUCUCUAUCUCAUCAGCCACCUGGACAAGACGAACGGCGACAACGGUUGCAAGCUCAGGCGAAUGGGUCGCCUGGCCAGCACCUUGUCGUUCAGCUCCGGGGGGGGCAUGGGCUCGCCCGGUCACUCUUCGACUACUUGGACGACUCCUGAGAAGUCUAGGUCAAGUCGUGAUGUGUGA